AAAGAUGGUGGGAAUAUUUUAAGACCAAGUCAUGCUGGACAGUUUAUGCAAUUUCUUGAUUGGAUCACAAAUGAAACCUUUACUACGAGUAAUGGACUGAAGUACACGUAUCGUAAUAUAUGUUUACAAUAUAAUCAUGAAUGCUUUCAGAAUAAACAUGCACGUUUGGUUGCGGAAAUAUUUUACCAUAAUCACACGGCCUAUUUCAACGUAACCUAUCCAUUAUUCAAGUCUCAGUUGUUAGUAGAACCAAUUGACCUUUCGCAAGUACUUGGAGGUAUUCAGGUUGAUUCCAGUAGACGAAUUAAAAAAGCAAAAGCUUGGAUGAUACUUUAUCAACUUCAAGAAAACACUGAGCUCAGUCGAAAGUUGAGUUUAGAUUUUGAAAGUUCACUAAGCAAUCGUGUUGAAGAACAAUCUGUGCCAGCAGAUUUAUUCAAUUUGUAUUAUUUCCACUCGGAUGUUUUCGAAAUGGAACUGUCUAAAAGCAGUCGCUCAAUUAUACCAAAAUUUGCAUAUACAAUAUUUUUGCUAAUUGCAUUCUCGAUAUUUUGCACCUUAAGUACCAUUACUGAUCAUCAUCUACCUGACAAUUUAAAUUCAUUUUUACUUAUCAAUUGGCUCACAUCAAAACCAUUGAUGGGUUUGAUUGGUGUAAUCAGUACAUUUUUCGCGAUUAUAUCGACAAUUGGCUUGUUACAACUUUUCCACGUUCCAUUUGUUGACAUUAUAAUACUGAUGCCAUUUUUGAGUCUUAGUUACUUUUUGCGAUAA
Messenger RNA from Thelazia callipaeda (thelaziosis nematode), 774 nucleotides. NCBI's taxonomy places the organism in Eukaryota, Metazoa, Nematoda, Chromadorea, Rhabditida, Thelaziidae. The record is from the annotation of a GenBank genome assembly.